Molecule: messenger RNA, 426 nt
Organism: Letharia lupina
Lineage: Eukaryota; Fungi; Ascomycota; Lecanoromycetes; Lecanorales; Parmeliaceae
Exons: 4
Coding region: 1-426 (141 amino acids)
Source: RefSeq, a predicted model, not a curated record
AUGGAGGCAGCAGCAGAAAGCUUUCUCUCGUCUAGCUAUUUUGCCGUGGCAGGUGCAAGCCAAUCUCCUCAUAAAUUCGGCUACCAGGUAUUGAAGUGGUACCACGCCCGCGAUUUACCCGUUCAACCCAUUACUCCCUCACGUCCGAGUAUAACCGUGUUGUCCACAACGUACUCCACGAUCCCGUCGCCUUUAGCCCUGCCAUAUCCAGUAGAAACCUCGAUUAGCAUCAUCACGCAGCCAUCGGUCACUCUCCAAGUACUCCGAGAAGCAAAAGAUGCCGGGGUGUCCUCGGUCUGGCUUCAGCCGGGCAGUUUCGACGAUGAGGGACUGGAGUAUGCUAGGAGGGAAUUCAAAGCCGGGGUUGGUGGGGAUGGGGGGGCCGUGAGUGAAGAGAAGACGGCGGAAGCUUUAGGGACCAAGUAA